Cornus florida is the source of this 6130-nucleotide messenger RNA. RefSeq lists its product as uncharacterized. Bases 417 to 5408 code for a protein of 1663 amino acids. The transcript has 4 exons. The record is from RefSeq and is a predicted model, not a curated record. Gene Ontology annotation, molecular function: chromatin binding. Gene Ontology annotation, cellular component: nucleus. NCBI's taxonomy places the organism in Eukaryota, Viridiplantae, Streptophyta, Magnoliopsida, Cornales, Cornaceae.
CGAGGGCUCACGACGUUAUAUUUCGGACUUUCUCUCUCUAGAUCGUGAAAAUUUCCUCUUUCGAAAGGCGGCUCUCUCUCUAUAUAUAAUAUUUUUAUAUGUAUUGGAUCUGAAAAUCUGUCUUUCGGAGCUUGAAUCGGAUCGAUGCGUAUCGGUCAAUCGAUGCGAGUUGAGAAUUGAAGCCUUAGUAUCGGAAUUCGAUUGCUUUGGAUCGUCGCAUCAACGGAAAUUAGGGUUUUUUGUGUGAUUGGUGAAAUUGGGAUGAUCGGAGGAUGGUACGAAGGCGAUCUAGGGUUUUUGUACGGCGUGAAUUGAUGAAUUUCUAGGGUUUUCUCUCUUGUUUUGGCGGAAUUAGGUUGGGGAUUGAUGGUUCUCGGUGGGGACGAAGCUAAAAUUGGGGAAGAUGCAAGGCUAUUAUGCAUGGGCGGGAAGGUGAGAAGAGGAAACAGGGUUGGCACAUGUGGUCGGUCCCCUCGCGUGGCAAGACAACGACCAGGACUGUAGACAGUGAUUCUAUAGCAUCUACAGCUGAUUCCUUCUGCAAGGGUGGACGCAAAAUUAGAGUUGGUGACUGUGCUCUUUUUAAACCGCCCCAGGACUCCCCACCAUUCAUUGGAAUAAUUCGUUGGCUGACAUUAAAUAAAGAAAACAAUCUACAAUUACGUGUGAAUUGGCUUUAUCGACCCGCUGAAGUGAAGCUUGGCAAAGGCAUCCUGCUGGAAGCCGCGCCAAACGAAGUCUUCUAUUCCUUUCAUAAGGAUGAGAUUCCUGCUGCAUCGCUACUCCAUCCGUGCAAAGUUGCAUUCCUUCCUAAAGGUGCUGAACUUCCUUCAGGGACAUCCUCAUUUGUUUGCAGGCGAGUUUAUGACAUUGCAAACAAGUGUUUAUGGUGGCUAACUGAUCAAGAUUACAUUAAUGAGCGACAGGAAGAAGUAGAUCAGCUGUUACAUAAAACACGAAUAGAAAUGCAUGCAACAGUGCAGCCUGGUGGCCGUUCUCCAAAACCAAGUAAUGGUCCAACAUCAACAUCACAGUUAAAAUCUGAUUCAGAUGAUGUACAGAGUGCCACUUCCUUUGCCUCUCAAGCCAAGGGAAAGAAGAGGGAGCGGUCAGAACAGAGCUCUGAACCUCUAAAGCGAGAACGUGCUUCAAAAACAGAUGACAUUGAUUCUGGUCAGUUAAAACCAGAAAGCAUUUUGAAAUCAGAGAUUGCUAAAAUAACAGAAAAAGGAGGGCUGGUAGAUUCUGAAGGUGUUGAGAAACUGGUUCAACUCAUGCAGCCUGAUAGAGCAGAGAGGAAAAUGGAAUUAAUUUGCAGAUCAAUGCUUGUAGGUGUGAUUGCAUCUACUGAAAAUUUUGAUUGCCUUACUUGGUUUGUGCAGCUCAGAGGUUUGCCUGUAUUAGAUGAAUGGCUCCAAGAUGUUCAUAAAGGAAAAAUUGGUGAUGGUGGUAGCCCCAAGGACGGUGAUAAAUCUGUGGAAGAAUUUCUUUUUGUUUUACUGCGUGCACUGGAUAAGCUGCCUGUUAAUCUUCAUGCCUUACAAAUGUGUAAUAUUGGCAAAUCUGUGAAUAAUUUACGUACGCAUAAAAAUUUGGAAAUCCAGAAGAAGGCAAGAAGUUUAGUUGACACAUGGAAGAAACGUGUCCAGGCUGAAAUGAAUAUUAUUGAGGCAAAGUCUGGUUCAACUCAGGCAGUUUCAUGGUCUUCCAGAUCACGUAUUCCUGAAGUUCCUCAUGGUGGGAACAGACAUCCUGGAGGGUCUUCUGAGGUUGCAACGAAGAGCUCAGUCACACAGCUCUCUGCUGCAUCUAAAACUGCUUCAGUUAAGCCUUUACAGGUUGAAAUUACUGCUGUGUCUGCAUCAUCGUCUCCUGGCACAACGAAAUCAGCGCUAUCACCUCCGUCAGGUAAGGAUGGUCAACCCAGGUAUGCAGCUGGCAGUACCUCUGAUCUUCCUUCAACAAUGGCAAGGGAGGAGAAGAGCAGCAGUUCUAGUCAGUCUCACAACAACAGUCAAUCUUGUUCAAGUGACCAUGGCAAAACUAUAGUUUUUUCGGGAAAGGAGGACGCAAGAAACUCUACUGCAGGGUCAAUGAGUGUGAACAAGUCCUCAGGUGGUGGUUCUCGACAUAGGAGAACAAAUAAUGGUUUCCCAGUGCCCGCUGGCACCGGAGUUUCAAGGGAAAGUGGAUCAAACAGUUCUCUGCACAGAAAUUCAGAAAGAACAUCACAGUCUGCAUUAACUUGUGAAAAGGCACUUGAUGUGCCCUUUGUGGAAGGCAGCAGUCACAAGCUGAUUGUUAAGAUACCAAACCGGGGUCGCAGUCCAGCACAAAGUGCCAGUGGGGGAUCCUUUGAGGAUCCAACCAUCAAGAACAGUAGAGCUUCUUCUCCUGUGCUUUCUGAGAAGCAUGAUCAAUUUGAUCGCAAUUCAAAGGAAAUGAAUGAUACUUAUCGAGCUAAUGUUACCUCUGAUGUGAAUACCGAGUCAUGGCAAAGCAAUGAUUUCAAAGAUGUACUGACUGGGUCUGAUGAAGGUGAUGGAUCGCCUGCUGCUGUUCCCAAUGAAGAGCGAUGUAUGGCUGGUGAUAACAUUAGGAAACCAGUAGAAGUCUCAAAAGUUGCUUCCUCAUCAUCGGGAAAUGAACUGAAGUCAGGGAAACUGCAUGAGGCUUCUUUCAGCUCGAUAAAUGCUUUAAUUGAAAGUUGUGUCAAAUAUUCUGAAGCGGAUGCAUCCAUGUCAGUUGCGGAUGAUGUUGGAAUGGAUCUGCUUGCUAGUGUGGCUGCCAGUGAAAUGUCCAAGUCAGAUUUUAUUUCACCAACUGAUUCUCCACACAGAAAUACCCCCAUAGCUGAUGACUCUUCUACAGGCGAUGAUGUCAAAGCGAAAUCAUCACGGGUAGAUGCCAGUGCUCAAGACCAAAGCCAGUUUAUUGUUGGCAUUGUUGAGAAGCAGGGUGUUAUUGCUGCCACUUCAUGCUCUGAAGAUGGAUUACAUCGUCUAUCUAAACUUGCAUUAGCUGACUUCUCUGCAGACGGAAAAUCCACCUCUUCCUUGCCCGGGGAGAUACCAGCAGGAGAAGACAAUGUGCAUUCUGAUUUUUCCAUUGUGGAUUUGAAACCUUCUGCAGUCCCGUGCUCUGAGACCAAUGAAAAACCUGAAGAAAUGAAAGGUGCUGCUUCUGUUGCUCUGCCCCUUGCCAGCACAACUGAGAAGGUAAUGGAUGGUGAAGGAAGCAAAGAGCUUUAUGAGACAAAGGCAGCCAUCACUAGCGUUAGUGUUAGUGGCACUAAACUUAAGGGAAGCAGUUCUUUGUCUACCAAUAAGGUGAAUGAGGUUCUUGCAAGUGUAGAAGUUGUGAUGCCUACUGUUGGAGAUUCAUCAUUACUCUCAGAAAAUAACAAGGACAACAAAAAUGUGGACAAAGUGUUGAACAGUGUUUCCUAUACAGAACAGAAGCAAUCUCCAGUUUUGAUGCAUCCAGGGCGUGUAGAAAAAUCUGAUAAGGAACUGCUGUGUCCUGCUGAUUCAGGUUCUGGUAAAGAUCUGACUCCAGGAAGUAUUAAUGAAUUCAAGACAGGAAAAGCUGAUGAAAUGGACAGCGGGAAUCACAUUAAUCAGAAUGCAAAAGAAAAGACCAAUCAUGAAACCAGCGAUUCUCCAACUAUUGAAUGCAAAGUUGGUGUGGAAUCAGCUGUAACUGAUCAAAAGAAUGAGUGUAUGGAGUCAACUUUUGAAAGUAAAGAGGUCGCUGAGCAUCAUUCCGGUGGAACAGUUCCUCACAAAGAGCCACCUGCACUUUCUGCCCUAGGAACUGAGCAGCAUAUGAGGCCUAUGGGAUCUAAGUUGACUGGCGCUGAAGCAGAUGAAACAGAGGAAUGCAGAUCCAACGUGGAAGAUACUUCUGAUCCUGCUGCAGGGACAUCAGAUAUGGAUUCAAAGGCAAAAUUUGAUUUGAAUGACAUUGCGGAUGAUGGAAAAUAUGGGGAGCCAAUGAACUUGGCAAUCCCUGGGUGUUCAGCACCUGUUCAUUUAAUUACCUCAUUGCCUUUUCCUGUUUCUUCAUCAUCCAGUGGGCUUCCUUCUUCCAUAACUGUGGCUGCUGCUGCAAAAGGCCCCUUUGUUCCUCCAGAGGAUCUAUUGAGGAAUAAAGGGGAACUUGGAUGGAAGGGGUCUGCAGCCACAAGUGCAUUUCGCCCUGCUGAGCCCAGGAAGGUAUUGGAGAUGCCUCUGAGCACAACUAGCAUCUCUCUUCGUGAUGCUACUGCCAGCAAACAUGGUCGUCCUCCAUUAGAUAUUGAUCUGAAUGUGCCAGAUGAAAGAGUUCUUGAGGACAUGGCUUCUCGAAACACAGCUCAGGAGACAGGUUCUACAUCUGACCAUAUAAAUAACUAUGAUUUGGCACGAAAUGAUCUGAUGUGUUCUGCCCCUCUACGCAGCACUGGAGGACUUGAUCUUGAUUUGAAUCAAAUUGAUGAAGCUAAUGAUAUGGGACAGUAUUCAACUAGCAGCAGUCAUAGAGUGGAAGCACAGCUCUUGCUUGUCAAGUCCCCAUCUUCAAGUGGAUAUGCUAAUUGUGAGGUAAGGAGGGACUUUGAUUUAAACAAUGGUCCGCUGCUUGAUGAAGGAAGUUCUGAACCAUCAUCAUUCAACCAGCAUGGCAGGAGCAGCAUGCAAUCCCAGGCCCCUGUCCCUGGUCUUAGAAUGAAGAAUGCAGAAACUGGACACUUUUCUUCAUGGUUUCCCCGCGGGAGCAUCUAUACAGAUGUCACAAUUCCAUCAAUGUUACCUGACAGGGGGGAUCAGCCUGUUCCUAUUAUUGCAACUGGUGGGCCACCUAGAAUGUUGGGACCCCCUAUUGGUGGGACUCCAUUUACUCCUGAUGUUUAUCGGGGUUCUGUUUUGUCAUCUUCUCAUGCAAUGCCCUUCCCAUCUUCUCAUUUCCAGUAUCCUGUCUUCCCUUUUGGGAACAGUUUUACUUCACCCUCGGCCACUUUCUCAGGUGGAUCAACCACAUAUAUGGAUUCCUCAUCUGGUGGGAGGCUUUGUUUUCCUCCCGGUAAUUCACAGCUACUAGGACCUGUUGGUGGAAUCUCAUCCCAGUUCCAAAGGCCUUAUGUUGUUAGCCUUCCAGAAGGUAGCAAUAAUGUUGGUGGUGAGAGCAAUAGAAAAUGGGGUAGGCAGGGUCUUGACCUAAAUGCAGGCCCUGCGAGUAUGGAUGUAGAAGGGAGAUUUGAUUCAUUGCCUUUAGCAUCAGGGCAACUUUCUGUUGCCAGUUCACAGGUACUAGCAGAGGAGCAGGCAAGGAUGUAUCAGAUGGCAGGUGCUGCGGCUUUGAAGAGGAAAGAGCCUGAGGGAGGGUGGAAUUCUGAGGGCUUUAGGUACAAGCAAUCUUCAUGGCAGUAGGGAUGCGUGCACCAGAAUCUGGUGUGCCCUUAAAGCUUGUUCUUUGAGGAUGGGCAGUGGCUAACUCCUGCAAGUUGUCUAACUGGUGUGCCCUUGGAGGAUGGGUGGUAAUUGAGUUAUUAGAUGUGUUCAUAGUCUCUGACUCCCACCUUGCUGAAUCAAUUGUAUCUUAGAGAAUCUUUAAUGGGAUUUGCAAUCACUCUUUCCCAUGGAAUCCUUUCUGGGUGGCUGCAGAUCAGUUUCCCCCUUGUAGAUAUCUAACCGCUGGAAAGCUUGCAGUCUGCACUUCCCAGAUGCUCGAAAUUUGUACCUGUUCAGUUCCAGUGCGUUGUUUAUACAUACCAUGGGACUCGACACCAUCCCUUGUCCAAACUUUCUAGCAAUGCUUCAAGCGGAAGGCACUUUAUGUGCUUUGCUGUUAAUUUAUACUCAUUUCUCUCCCUUUUUUUUUUUUUUUUUCCCCCUUCUUCCCAGUUACGCAUAUAUAAGCAUGGUGGCCACCUGAGUAAUUGGUAAUUGAGCUUUUCUUGAUUUGGCAUGGUUAUGGCUGCUGUUGUAUUUUAAUUUGAUUCUAUCUUUUAACCUAGUUGGUAAGUCUCAUCCGCCACCAUUUGAAUUUCUGGCGCGGGUUUUUUCAAUCCAUGUUCAUAUUGAAGAUGUCAAUGUCAGUUCAUAUAAACACAACUACUUUUUCCCUAAUAACAUUGUUAUGUUCAACCAAA